Fukomys damarensis (Damara mole-rat) is the source of this 456-nucleotide messenger RNA. RefSeq names its product EKC/KEOPS complex subunit LAGE3-like. The transcript is spliced from 3 exons. Lineage: Eukaryota; Metazoa; Chordata; Mammalia; Rodentia; Bathyergidae. The record is from RefSeq and is a predicted model, not a curated record. Bases 1 to 456 code for a protein of 151 amino acids.
AUGCAGGCGCCUGAGAAUGGUCCGGAGGGAGACGAUGUAGAUAACCGUGCAGGAGGUGGCCCUGUGCACCCUACAUUCAUGGGAGGAGGGGAAGGUCCGGGAGAAGAAGUUGCCAAUGGCGGGGAACAUCUGCAAGGCCAGGGAGAAGGGCAGGAACCAGGGGCGGGUGGAGACGCCUCAGCCGCAGCCGGAGUCAAUGAGCAGGAACCACUGGAGUUCCGCCUAACGGUGCCUUUGCGUUAUUCGGUGAACGCCGAGAUUGCUUACUGGCUGCUGGAUCCAAUAGCUCGGUCUCUUCAAGAAGAAAUUCACAUGGAGAUCACCAUAGAUGGCAGUGAGUUGAAUAUCCGUUUCACUUCAGAAAAUUCCCACCUUCUGGAAUUUGCUACUGCCGCCUAUGACUUGCUGCACCAGGUCUCCAUGGUGUUUCUGACAUUUGAGGAUUUGGAGACCUAG